Messenger RNA from Monodelphis domestica (gray short-tailed opossum), 1341 nucleotides. The record is from RefSeq and is a predicted model, not a curated record. NCBI's taxonomy places the organism in Eukaryota, Metazoa, Chordata, Mammalia, Didelphimorphia, Didelphidae.
GCCGCCACCGCCCGCCCGUGCUCCCGCUCCCCGCCUGCUUGCCCGCGGGUUUCCAGUGAAGAAACUGCCUGAGUCCUAGAACGCGCGCCUCGCGGAGCAGCCCGCCCCGCGAAAAGGGACUCCAGAACUGCCUGAGCUAUGGCCGCCAUCCGAAAAAAGUUGGUUAUAGUUGGUGACGGUGCAUGUGGGAAGACAUGCUUGCUGAUUGUCUUUAGCAAAGACCAGUUCCCUGAAGUUUAUGUGCCCACAGUGUUUGAAAAUUAUGUAGCAGAUAUUGAAGUGGAUGGAAAACAGGUAGAGUUGGCUUUGUGGGACACAGCUGGUCAAGAGGAUUAUGAUCGCCUUAGACCUCUUUCCUACCCAGAUACUGAUGUUAUACUUAUGUGUUUUUCCAUCGAUAGUCCUGAUAGUUUAGAAAACAUCCCAGAGAAGUGGACCCCAGAGGUGAAGCAUUUCUGUCCCAACGUGCCCAUUAUCCUGGUUGGGAACAAGAAGGAUCUUCGAAAUGAUGAGCACACAAGGUGGAAACUGGCCAAGAUGAAACAGGAGCCGGUGAAACCUGAAGAAGGCAAAGAUGUGGCAAAUCGAAUUGGUGCAUUUGGGUAUAUGGAGUGUUCAGCAAAGACCAAAGACGGUGUGAGGGAGGUUUUUGAAAUGGCCACAAGAGCAGCUUUGCAAGCCAGACGUGAAAAGAAAAAAUCCCGGUGCCUUGUCUUAUAAACACAAUGGAAAGCCCAACCCUCACUCGGUUAAUUUUUGAAGUGCUGUUUAUUAAUCUUAGUGUAUGAUUACUGGCCUUUUUCAUUUAUUCUAUAAUUUACUUUAAGAGAUUUACAAAUCAGAAAUCAUCUUGCUACCAGUAUUUAGAAGCCAACCAUGAUUGUUUAAUGACAGUCUGUGUCCAACACAUCUGUGCUCACCAGGGUCCCUCUGACAUUACUCUUAAUAACCUUCCUCAUUCUCCCAACCAGCACAUCUAGCACUAAUUCAAGGGAAUUCUUAAAUUCUUGCUUCUUUCUACAAAGAGAAAAAGGUGAUAACUUUUGUGAAUUGGGCUUUAACUACUUUUAUAACUAACCGUCCUGUUGCUGUCAGCUGCAGGGCCCUCUGGGGAAUAAAUACAGUCACUUCAGAGCAGGACUUCUUACAAGGCUUUUAUUGGUAUAGCUCUGGGGUAUUAUUCAAUUGUUUGAAAGGGGGAUAAGCCAAAGAUGGCGAGUCCCCAUGAAGCUGUGGCAAAGCUACAGUUCUGUUGUUUCAUGUUAGUUACCUUAGAGUUACUGUGUAAUUAGUGCCACUUAAUGUAUGUUACCAAAAAAUAAAUAUAUCUACCCCAGCUUA